Messenger RNA from Pyrenophora tritici-repentis Pt-1C-BFP, 1932 nucleotides. RefSeq lists its product as uncharacterized. Lineage: Eukaryota; Fungi; Ascomycota; Dothideomycetes; Pleosporales; Pleosporaceae. The record is from RefSeq and is a predicted model, not a curated record.
AUGCCGGCCCAACAUACCUUCAUGGGUCGGCCCAUUACCCUCCAGAUGCCGCCUAGGAGGUUCCAGAUUCUCUUGAUUGUCAUUCUGUUCUUCAUAUUCAAUCUGACCUUCUACGGCCCGCCCUCGCCCAAUCGCCUACCCACCUACGACCAAGUAGCCGACGCGGUCAAGCACCCGCAAGCACACGUACCCAACCUUGGCGAGCUCCCGGCUGUGCCAAAUCCCUUUGGUCCCUCCGCACACAAGCCGCCUGUUCAGGCCAACAGCACCACUGCAAGUGCCUAUGGUGCCAUAGAAUGGCUGAGUGACUUCAAGUGGCGCAACCCUUUCUCCUCCUCGGUGACGCUGGACGAAAACAAGGCCCUCCUUCCGCCACUCCGCGAGCGAACGCCCAUCUAUACGUACUACGAUGUGCCCAAGAAGCAAGACAAGGACGUGUCUGCCGCAGAACAUAGGCUCAUACUGGCAUGGCGACGCGCAUGGUGGGCCCAAGGUUUCAAGCCCGUGGUGCUCUCUCGCGCUGAGGCUAUGCACCACCCACAGUACCAGCUCUUCCAGCGCAUGAAGCUGAGCUCAAAAAUCGAAUUUGAAGUUAUGCGCUGGCUGGCUUGGGGACAGAUGGGUGGGGGAAUUCUCGUCAAUUGGCUUGCGCUGCCCAUGGCCGAAUAUGAUAACCCCAUGCUGAGCUUUCUGCGGCGGAAUGAGUACCCCAAGCUGUCGCGAGUACAAUCCCUCGAUAACGCCGUCUUCUUUGGAGAGAGAGUAGCUGUCAACGAUGCGCUCAAGAAAGUCAUGGGCAAUGCGCUAUUGAAGAACACCACCGCGAACAAGGACAAGCUCACCAAGCUGGCCAACAAGGAGGGUGGCCCGGUUGUCAACCUUCUGGCUUCAGAGCAUGUCAAAGUCGACUCCAAGGCCAACGGCAUUGCGUCCUACAACAGAGCUAUCAUUUCCAGCAAAUACAAGACUGUCGCCGACAAGCUCACCAACACGACCCAGGCAGAAGGCCUUGACCUGCUUGCGAACCUCAUAAACUCCCAUCUCCACCUGACUUGGCAAGAACAACAUCCUGAGGGUGUAGCCAUUGUGAAACCUGUGCCAGAACACACGACGGCACUCAUGUAUGAAGCGACCGACAUCGCCCGCAAUCUGACCCAGUGUCCGACUUCGCCAAUGCCUAAGACGUGUCCGCCCAAUCGGCCAAAGUGCAAGCCAUGCGACGCCAACAAAGCGAUGAAGUUGCACGUGUUUCCGGAGUUUGUCAACUCGACAAAGUUCUUCAGUAUCGGAACUGUUCCGCAUCCUUACACUCUUACUUCGCUGCACUAUACACGUGACAUGCUGGACAGCACCUUUCUUCGCCGGAACACCAAGCGCGAUCUCUGGAUCAUGCAAUUGACCGACAAGUCGAUUCCAACUGACCAUACCGAAGAAUAUCGCGUGCUCAAGUUCAAGGAACUUGUAGCAGCAGCCCCUGCGCACACGUUAUGGUUGACAGCGGAGCGCAUAACUCAAGAAGAUUUGGACUGGAUCUUCGGGUUUGGGCUACCUCAAACUGCCUCAUCCACCAAAGAACCCAGCUCACCGAGCAAGGAGUCUGAACUUAUCAUUUUCCCACGCCCAGCGCCCCCGAAGCCCAUCCAAGGUAUCGAUGUACCAGACGAAAAAUGGAUCGAAAAGGAAGAGGAGCGUCUGAAGAAGGCUCGCGAUGCGAUCAAGAGCAAGGACAGGAAUAUGAAGAAGGUUGUCGAAGCAGUAGAACAGUGGAAUCUGGCAGAUACGGAAGCUUGGAGGUUUUCCAGGGCGUACUCAGCAAGAAGAAGGCAAGAGCGGUUGAAGUGGGAGGAGGAAGAAGCCAAGUAUGCGGGCAGUGAGAAGAAGGCUGGUGUUAGACCUGGUGAGGGCAGGGGGAGAUGGGCGGACAAGAGGUAG